This is a messenger RNA of Felis catus (domestic cat), 11790 nucleotides long. It is a transcript of the gene RREB1, whose product is annotated as ras responsive element binding protein 1. Gene Ontology annotation, cellular component: nucleus. The record is from RefSeq and is a predicted model, not a curated record. The coding region runs from base 3964 to 8832 and encodes 1622 amino acids. NCBI's taxonomy places the organism in Eukaryota, Metazoa, Chordata, Mammalia, Carnivora, Felidae. Gene Ontology annotation, biological process: regulation of transcription by RNA polymerase II. Gene Ontology annotation, molecular function: RNA polymerase II cis-regulatory region sequence-specific DNA binding; DNA-binding transcription activator activity, RNA polymerase II-specific. The transcript is spliced from 8 exons.
CUGCUGCUUUCAGGACUUCAGGUUGUUGGAGAGAUUUUGUAUUUCCCUUACACCAGAGACUCGGUUGCAUAAUAGGCAUUGGUAUGUAACGUCAGCACUUAAUUCUUCUUCGUGGUUAUAUAACCCAGCUCAUUCGAGAGGACUGUUGUAAUUUUAUAGGCGGGAAAAUGGAGGUUUGCGAUGUUACAGGUUCAGCUAAGAUUGUCAGCCAAUCUUGGACCUUCCUUCCCAGGCUCUUUCUCUUCCUGGGCCCCCGUUGAUCAGGCAGCAUGCCACUGUCCCUUGCAGCACAUCGUUUGGUUAUUUGUGUCACCUCUGGCAGGCAGAGGCCCGUGUCUACCACAUUCAUCCCAUUUGAGAUUCAAGGUGACCCUGAACUUCGGCGGUCAUGGACAAGGGGCUGUGUUGCCUGGCUGUUUUUUGCAGGUGACCUUUCUCUUUGGAUUCAUUUAUGUUCUUUUUUUUUUUUUUCCCUCUCUCACAUGGGACACAACCUGAUCUUGGUACCCUUCUCCUUCUUAGCUGUUUCCCCCUGGCCCCUGAAGAAUACAUUAUGGCAUCCCCUAAGUGGUGGUGACUUUCCUUUCCACCAUGCCCCUUCUCUGUACCCACCACCCACAGCUUCCAUUUCCCUCUUCGGCAUGUGGCGGGCCAUCUCAAACAGCCCAGCCUAAGCAUUUCCUGUUCCUCUUUUGGAAGAGGCUGAGGAGUAGCGAACAGUGAGUUGGCACUACCUCAUUGUGGAGAUAGUCAUCUCUUCCUCCUCUGCAAAAAGAAAAAGGAUGUGAAUAACUGGGUUCUGCCGUCUUUAAGAAAGAAAGCUAAAGCAAACUCCCUUCGGGGCUGAAGCAAGAAAAGGGUCUGGGUGACCAUGUUUCAAGUCAGUGACAGUUAGAAUGGGGGAUUGCUUUGUCUAUGGUUUUUUAGCCCUUUUCUGCGGAAAGGCAUUCUCUGCAGGGUGGGGGUGGAGGCAGUGGUGAUUGCUUCCCUCAAAGGGAAUGGCUCUGGGCUGAUGGGGCCAUGCUGGGAAUGCCAACUUCAGAUGGGGCUUCCUUACCUAAGGCCAUAGACACAGGAGUCUGUCCUGGGAUUGGGAUCUUGGGCCAUCUGGGGGAGGGGUGGUGGUGGAAGGAAUGGAGGGUGUUUAGCCCAGAGAAGGGGAAGAGUCCACUACAACAUGGCGGCUGCUUGAAAUACCUACAGGACUGUCAGGUGGGAAAGCGGUGACUUUCUGCUUAUCAUUUCCUGGAUUAAUACAGGGACAGCCCAGGCUGACUAAUUGUAGCUCUGCGUGAAUGAGAGUUCUCUUUGGGUGAGACAGAGGUCAACACAUCCAAACUCUGAGGUCUUUUGUUUGUUUUUAAGGAAUCCGUGAUUUUAUACUGAACUAUGCACUGUGUGUCUUUGUGGGUAUUAUACACAGGUAUCCAGGGAGCCAAACAGGGUAUGGAGAUCAUUCUACCAAAUAAAUUAUUUUAGCAAAACAAGGGCAGGCAAAGGGAAUAAAAAUACAAGAGGGUUUAGGGUGUACUGAUCUAAAGAACCUGGUUAGGAAUAAGGUCUAGAAUAAAGAUUUUGCAGAGGUUGGUAUUUAUGUACAUGGGCCAACCGCCAAGCUCCCCUACACCGUAUCUGAACUUCAGGAGAGGAGGAAGGAGCAGUGAAGGGCCCUCUGUUUUCUAAGUAAACCAUCAAUAACUGGAGACUGUUGUACCUCGACUCUGUUCUGAAGUCAGCGGCUUCCAAUAUCAGUAGAGAAGUAGGGGAAAAGGAAUGUGGUAGCCAGAAGGUUACCUCUCUCCCACCUGAAAGAUGGCUGGGAGGUGGGGGACACUCAGGGAAACCUAUCCCUCAGGCAUGGCAACCCAGCUCUGUCUGUCAAGGAGGAAGUGUUUGUACUGGGUUUUUGCAUGACAUCAGAAUGGAGAGGGAAGUGCCUUCUCUACCACUACAGGGGAACCCAGAGACAGGAGAGCAGCAAUUGGGGGUCAGCCAGAACGGUACCCCUGAGUCUGGACUGGGGAGCAGCUGUGGGCCAAGGAGCAGUGGAGGUAGAGUCCAAAGGCAACUGCACUGAGCAACUAGGACCUGAACCUCUAGCACCCCCUGCUUUCAAUGGAGAUCCCUUAACUUUUCAUACAGUUCGAUUUCUGCUUACGCUGGCCCCACCCACGUGCCAGGCUGCAGUCCGCAGGAUGAGAGAGAUUCUCCACUUUUGGGGUGCGCGUCCCCCUGCUGUAGGGGAAUGGGAGCUUGUGGGAAAAACCUUGACGUGGGAUGUGGUCUUUAAAGUCACCGCACUCAUCUGUUUGCCCCUGAGCAGAGGCAGAUGCAGCAGGAGGAAACUUCGCGUGAGGACUCAGGCGCACCCUCCUCGAGUCACACUGCUGUUAUCGAGGACGUGGUGUGACGUGGAGUGUAGCUGGCCUGCGGGGGGCGGGGAGGGGGUGGUGCAGCAUCCGGGCACUUCAGCGAGAGCGUCUCGGGAGCACCGAGAGCAGCCUGCAGCCAGCGUUCCCACAGCCAGCCUGAGGAGCGCCGGGAAACGCCUCUCUGAGAUGCACACCUCACAGUAGGCUGACUUGUAGACUUUUCUGAGAGUGCUGUCUUCAGUCCACGAGUCUGCUUACACCCACCAUCGUCAGAUCUUCCUCCACACCCAGGCACAGCUGCCAAGACCUGCCUCCUGGAUCAGCAUGACUGAACCUGAACAACACCCGGAUUACUAGAAGGUGGCUCAGAGGUGGAACCCCACGGGGAGCCGCAUGGUUGGUUCCUCGCGGACAGGCACAGGACUGGAUGGACUCAGGCGACACUCACAGCUAUCCACCCUUAAACUCCUGCCCCCUCCAUCUGUUAGGGAGACCUGCUUUUCUUUGGCCCCAAAUGUAGGUUAUAGAGCAGGGAUGCUUUUGAAUCUCAUUCAUCCCUCUUUUGGUUCUCAUAAGACUGUUGGAAAAGCAAAGCGAGCACUGGUAGGAAUGGGGAAUCUGUAAUCAGGCUGCAAAAACCUGUUGGAGCCUGUUGACGCAGUUUGGAGGGCCCCCCUCCCCCCGCAGGGCUGAGCGCUGUUUGUGUUUGGUUUGUGUUUGGUUUGUGUUGUGUACUGAAAGAGUGACCUUCCUAUUAAUGCCAUUUGCUCAGAGGAUCUAAUAAUUCAGCUCCCGGAUUAAUGAAACUUACAUAGAAAUUAAGCAGGAGAAGUUAGCAAAUCCUGGAAAGGCCUAGAUCUUGCCUGAACUUUGCGCUUCUUUAGGUAAACGAGGCAAAUUCUCUAAGAGCAGAGUGUAAACAGUGUCUGAGACCUGCCAAGAGGACACCUUCCACGGGGUGAUCCUUCACACUUGUUGAGAGUUUUCCAAAGGGUUUUACCCCCAAAAUAAUUUUGAGAAUGUUAAGUUUCAUCACGUUUUUGGUUUAUGUGUUUAUGCCCGAUAAACUUGUGCAGAGUCUGCUGGUAUUUUGCAGCGUGAGCCUGGGAGCGGCCUAAGGCUUAUAUCCAAAAGAUGGUGACAUCCCAGCCAGGCAGUUAACCAAGCCUGUGACCAGGAUGAAGAGUUGAAGAGAAUUUAACUGUGAUCCGGUGGUUCUCACACUUGAGCAGGCAUGAGUACCACCUGGAGGGCUUGUGGAAACCCAGGGUGCUGGACCCUGGCCCAGAGUCUCUGAGUCUGCCUGAGAACUGGUAUUUGUAACAGGCUCCCGGCCAAUGCCAUUGCUCCUGGUUGGAGGACCACAGCUUGAGACCGGCAGUUUUGUUCCCAUUUUACAGAUGUAGAAACUUGUGGAAUCUCCCUGGCUACUGAAUGGUAGACCCAGGAUAUAUCUGAACUGUCUCAGUGCUCAAGGCCACCCUUAAGACUUCAUUGCCGUCACUUGGUCUCUCUACUGCACCCGAAUUUGCUUUAUCUUCUUCCCACAUUCCUGCUUGCUUCUCAGAGCAAGGUGGUGCUUCAGCGACAUAUGAAGAUUCAUGAGAAGGACCCUAACAGUGCUACAGCUACGGCGCCCCCAUCCCCACUGAAGCGCAGGCGGCUGUCCUCCAAGAGGAAGCUGAGUCAUGAUGCCGAGUCAGAGAAAGAAGACCCAGCACCUGCUAAAAAGAUGGUAGAAGACGGGCAGGCGGGUGACCUGGAGAAGGUGGACGAAGUGUUUCACUGCCCAAUAUGUUUCAAGGAGUUCGUUUGCAAGUAUGGACUGGAGACCCACAUGGAGACCCACUCAGAUAACCCACUAAGAUGUGACAUUUGCUGUGUCACCUUUCGAACACAUCGAGGAUUGCUACGCCACAACGCGCUUGUCCACAAACAGCUUCCCAGGGACGCAAUGGGAAGGCCUUUCAUACAGAACAACCCUUCCAUUCCUGCUGGCUUCCAUGACUUAGGAUUCACUGACUUCUCCUGUAGGAAGUUUCCUCGAAUUUCUCAGGCCUGGUGUGAAACAAACCUACGAAGGUGCAUCAGCGAACAGCACCGUUUUGUCUGCGACACAUGUGACAAAGCAUUCCCCAUGCUCUCCUCGCUCACCCUGCACAAGCAGACCCACGUUGCCACGGACCAGGGACGGGACAGGCUGCAGGCCAAGACCCUGCCCGGUGACGCCCUGGACCAGAAGGUCUUCCUGGCCUUGCUGGGCCUGCAGCACACCAAAGACGUCAGGCCUGCCCCCGCUGAGGAGCCCCUGCCGGAUGACAACCAAGCAAUACAGCUCCAGACACUCAGGUGUCAGCUACCUCAGGACCCCGGCUGCACCAACAUGCUGAGUCUGUCUCCUUUCGAAGCUGCUUCCCUGGGCGGCUCUCUCACGGUCCUCCCGGCUACCAAGGAGAGCAUGAAGCACCUGUCCCUGCAGCCCUUCCAGAAGGGCUUCAUCAUCCAGCCCGACAGUAGUAUUGUGGUCAAGCCCAUCUCCGGCGAGUCCGCCAUCGAGCUGGCUGACAUCCAGCAGAUUCUGAAGAUGGCGGCCUCCGCCCCCCCUCAGAUCAGUCUUCCGCCUCUCUCCAAGGCCCCUGCUGCCCCUCUGCAGGCCAUUUUCAAACAUAUGCCCCCUCUGAAGCCAAAGCCCCUGGUCACCCCACGGACGGUGGUGGCCACCUCCACACCACCCCCUCUCCUCAAUGCCCAGCAGGCCUCCCCGGGCUGCAUCAGCCCCAGCCUCCCCCCACCGCCCCUGAAGCUCCUCAAAGCCCCCGUGGAGGCGGUCCCCAACGCCCACCUGCUGCAGUCCCAGGCCGGAGCCCAGCCAGACACGGCCACGCAGCUCUUCCUGCAGCAGCCGCGGAUGGAGCUGCCCGGCCAGGCCGAGAUGAAGACCCAGCUGGAGCAAGACAGCAUCAUCGAGGCCCUGCUGCCCCUGAGCAUGGAGGCCAAGAUCAAGCAGGAGAUAACGGAGGGUGACCUCAAGGCCAUCAUGACGGGGCCCGGCAGCAAGAAGACGCCGGCCAUGCGCAAGGUGCUCUACCCCUGCCGCUUCUGCAACCAGGUGUUCGCCUUCUCGGGGGUGCUGCGCGCCCACGUGCGCUCCCACCUGGGCAUCUCACCAUACCAGUGCAACAUCUGCGACUACAUCGCCGCCGACAAGGCCGCGCUCAUCCGCCACCUGCGGACGCACAGCGGUGAACGGCCCUACAUCUGCAAGAUCUGCCACUACCCCUUCACCGUCAAGGCCAACUGCGAGCGGCACCUGCGCAAGAAGCACCUCAAGGCCACCCGCAAGGACAUCGAGAAGAACAUCGAGUACGUGACCAGCAGCGCCGCUGAGAUGGUGGACGCCUUCUGCUCCCCGGACACGGUGUGCCGGCUGUGCGGCGAGGACCUGAAGCACUACCGCGCGCUGCGCGUUCACAUGCGCACGCACUGCGGCCGCGGUCUGGGCGGCUGCCCCAAGGGCCGCAAGCCCUUCGAGUGCAAGGAGUGCAGCGCCGCCUUUUCCGCCAAGCGCAACUGCAUCCACCACAUCCUGAAGCAGCACCUGCACGUGCCCGAGCACGACAUCGAGAGCUACGUCCUGGCAGCCGACGGCCUGAGCCCAGCCGAGGCACCCGUCGAGGCCUCGGGGAGGAUCGAGGACGGCGGCGGGACCUUUGGCGAACGAAAACCGCUGGCCACCUUCCUGGAGCCCCAGAACGGCUUUCUCCACGGGGGCGCCUCCCAGCCUCUGCCUCCCCAUGUCUCAGUCAAGUUGGAGCCCGCCAACAACUUUGCAGUGGAUUUCAACGAGCCCCUGGACUUUUCCCAGAAGGGCCUGGCUCUGGUCCAGGUGAAGCAGGAGAAUGCCGCCUUUUUCCUGAGCCCCACCUCCUCAGCCCCCUACGACUGCUCCAUGGAGCCCAUCGACCUGUCCAUCCCCAAGAACUUCAGGAAAGGAGACAAGGAUACGGCUGCUCCUGCCGAAGUCAAGAAGCCUGAGCAGGAACCAGGGAGCGGUGAGCAGCCCUCUCCCGGUCCUCCACCGUGCCCUACCCUGCCAGUGACUUUGGGGCCCGGCGGGAUCCUGGAAAAACCCGUGGGCCCUGCAGCUCCGGCCUCCGCAGCCACCACUCUGGAAGCGCACGCUCAGCCCCUGCAGGGCUCCGUUCAGCUUGCUGUCCCCAUCUACUCCUCAGCUCUGGUCAGCAGCUCCCCCAUCUUGGGCAAUUCCACCCUCCUCAGCAGCCCGGCACUGUUGCGGCCGCUGCGCCCCAAGCCCCCUCUGCUCUUGCCAAAGCCCCCCGUGACAGAGGAGCUGCCCCCACUGGCUUCCAUUGCCCAGAUCAUCUCAUCUGUGUCCUCGGCCCCCACCUUGCUGAAAGCUAAGGUGACAGAGCCGGGACCCGCGAGCACUAGCAGCAAUAGCGCGGCUCCUGACGGCUUAGGAAGUCCUGUCCCCAGAGCCGCCACCGCCCCCACCAACACCACCAGCCCAAAAGAAUCCAGCGACCCGUCGCCUCCUGCCAACAGCCCAGAAGCAGCCUCCCCCACCGAGCAGGGGCCGGUGGGUUUGUCCAAGAAGAGGGGCCGGAAAAAGGGGGUGCGGAGCCGGCCCCGCUCCGGCAGCGGCGGGGUGGACCUGGACUCCAGUGGGGAGUUUGCCAGCAUUGAAAAGAUGCUGGCCACUACGGACACCAACAAGUUCAGUCCGUUUCUACAGAGCGCAGAGGACGACGCUCAGGAUGAGGUGGCCGGAGCCCCCUCCGACCACAAUGGGCCCAGUGACGAGGAGCAGGGCAGCCCCCCCGAAGACAAGCUGCUGAGGGUGAAGCGGAAUUCCUACGCCAACUGCCUGCAGAAGAUCAACUGUCCCCACUGCCCCCGGGUCUUCCCCUGGGCCAGCUCCCUCCAGAGGCACAUGCUCACACACACUGGUCAGAAACCCUUCCCUUGUCAAAAAUGCGAUGCCUUCUUUUCUACCAAAUCUAACUGUGAACGCCACCAAUUGCGCAAACACGGAGUUACCAACUGUUCCCUGAGAAGAAACGGGCUUAUCCCCCAGUCAAAAGAGAGUGAUGUUGGACCCCAUGAUAGCACAGAUAGCCAGUCGGACGCAGAGACCCCAGCGGUGGGGGGCGAAGUGCUGGACCUCACCUCCCGGGAGAAAGAGCAGCCCGCAGCAGAGGGAGCCCCUGCGCCCAUCCAGGUCCAGGAGGAGCUCCCUGCAGAGGAGGGGCAGCGGGGACCAGCCGGGGACGGGGAGGAGCAGGGAGCCGGGGAGAGCCAGGAGCGUGAGGACCAGCACAGCAUGGAGGAGAGGGACGAGGACGCGGACGGCCCGGAGGAAGAUACCGUCAGCAACAAGAGCCUGGACCUCAACCUUGCCAGCAGGCUGAUGGGCUUCAAGCUGGCGGAGGGCGAAGGGGGCGCCGCGAGCAGCGGGGGCCCCGCCCAGCAGGACCAGAAGCACGCCUGCGAUGUCUGCGGCAAGAGCUUCAAGUUCCUGGGGACCCUGAGCCGCCACCGGAAGGCCCACGGCCGCGAGGAGCCCAGAGAGGAGGGUACGGGCGCGAGCGGAGGGGCCGAGGGCCCUCUGCCCGUCCCCGCCGUGCCGCCCGCUCCUGAGCCGGAGGAGAAGCCCGCCAACCCCUCCUCGGAGGAGCCCCCGGCGGAAGAGGUGUCUCCAGCCGCGGAGAAGCAGGGCGAGGAGGCCGAGGGCGCCUCCGACGGGGAGGGCGUGGCCGAGAAGAAGCCCUCGGAGAAGAGUGACGAUGACAAGAAGCCAAAGACCGACUCCCCGAGAAGCGUGGCUAGCAAGGCGGACAAGAGGAAGAAGGUGUGCAGCGUGUGCAACAAGAGGUUCUGGUCCCUGCAGGACCUGACUCGGCACAUGCGGUCGCACACAGGAGAAAGGCCAUACAAAUGUCAGACGUGCGAGCGGACCUUCACCCUGAAGCACAGCCUGGUUCGCCAUCAGCGGGUCCACCAGAAAGCCAGGCACGCCAAGCAGCUUGGGAAGGACAGCGACAAGGAUGAGCGAGGCGAGGAGGACAGUGAGAGUGAGUCCACCCACAGCGGCAACAACCCUGUCUCCGAAAACGAGGCCGACUCGGCUCCACCGGCCAGCAACCACGUGGCUGUCACCCGGAGCCGGAAGGAGAGCCUGGCCAACUCGACCAAGGAUCCCAGCCGCAGGGAGGAGCGGGCAGGGGGCCGGACGGCAGGUGCCAGCCAGGCUGAAGCCGGCAGGAAUGCCCCCAAGGCCGCUCCAGCGGGCAGCCCCAAGGAGCAGGUGUCUCAGGGUGACCCAGACCCCGAGAGCCCAGCAGGCCUCGUGCAAGACCUGCCAGAGCUGCAGGGCAAGAGGCCCACCCAUCCCCUCCUGGCUGCAGACGGUGCCUCACCACUCCUGGGAAUGGAAUGACAGCUUGUCUUGUCCCCCCACCAGCACACAGACAAAGCCAGCAGAGCAAAGUGUCCUGAAUCUAUGUUUCGUGAGGUUUUCUCAGUGCCCUUCAGCUUUCGGGGAGUGAGAGAGAGAGUGACAUGAGCAGGAGCGGGCCAUCUUGUCCGGUGCCAUAGCCUUACAUCCCCGUGCGAGAGAUGCAGCAUGGACAGUUCGAGUGCCUUAACUACUCACCAGUCCUUCGGUGUCAGCCUGGGUGUUGUGUUUUCCCAAAAUGACUUUCUGAAAAACAAAGCAAAUAUUUUAAUGAAUUAUUUGGAGAGGACCUUUUCAUUUAAGCAUUAAUGUUACCUUCUGUAUUUGGUGUGUGUGAGCUUGUUCUUGCGAAUCUGUGAUAGUAACGAAUGUUCUGUGAGCUGGAAACAGAAGAAAAAAAAUACGCCCUUGGAUACCCAUAGCCAAUAACUGGAAGAAAAUGAUGUGAAUUUCAUGUAAAUUACCAGAGGAAAUAUGGAUAAGAUAUUCUUUUCUCAAAUAGACCUUUUCUCUUGUUCUGUUUGCUACAUGGUGGAGCUGUGAUUGGGUCCUCGGUGUUGCAGGAUGUGGUCGAUGAAGGUUUCCAAUUUGGUGCAAGCCAAACCAGGAAAGAUUCUAGCUUCAACCUUGUACGUGUUUUCAGCGUUAGCCGUGGUAUUACUGUUCAAAUGUCAAGACAUCCGUUCUUAACUUGCAGAGAAGAGUUAUGCUGGCAACUUACCCUAUAGAAAACAUGCACAGAUGUCAUAUAUCUGAUUUCCCUCCCCCUUUUGGUAUAUGUAUUAUUAAUAUUAUUAUUAUUAUUAUUAUUAGUUCAUCAGUUUGCUGGUCUCUGCAGUCAGCAGAAACAAAUGGGCAAUAUUUGUCCGGGGAGACCUGGGCUGCCGCUGGGUCCCCAUGUGGGCAUCUGCCCCCCGCCUCCCCCACACCUGGGUGGUAGCUCUUCCACUGUACUUAGACAAGCCUUUUUUCCGUGACUGCAGAAUCCAGCAGGGGCCGUGAACGGUCCUCCCACACGGCCGAAGAGCGGCUCAGAGAGGGGAGAGCAGGAGGCACGCGCCCAGGGCUUCUGAGAAAGCCAGGCAGCAAGGAGACCUGUCCCUUACCGGUCCUCCUGCCAAACCCAGCCCAAGCCUUACCCGCCUGUGCUACUGUCAUUUUUCAAAGCGAGGAAGUACUACUACUGGUAAUAAAACUGCACAUGCAAGAUUGAAGAUGAAAAAUAGAUUUGUAUUUACCUUCCUGUGAUUUGGGGUUGGUGCUUGACAAUAAAUGUGCUGUUUCUAGCUCCUGAAAUAGCCUGAACCCCUGGGUGCAAAAAGGCAGGAUUUUUUUUUUUUUUUCCAUGAGCAUCCCAUACAGGUAAUCGAAUUUCCUCACUGUAGCCGCCAGCAGUGAAAAGAAAUCUAUCCUACUGUAGCUGAGCUUGUGUUCAGCAUCCGGUCCUCCAGCCAAGACCUCCAGGGUGCCCGAGCCUUGUGCUGCCAGGGGCCUCCUGUGCUGCUCCACCACUCAGCCCCUCUCACCUUCCCCCUGCAGGACCCCCAUCCCCACCCCUCCCAGGACCCUUGACCCUCCUAGCCCUGAGCACCGCCCCCCCCCCACACACACACACACACUUUACUUACACUCAUGCACACAGAGACACACAGACCCUUUUCUCUCCGCUUCCUUAGCGAUUUCUCGUGGCCAAAAUCCAACCUCCCAUACUUCAAAGGAAGAUCUAUAUUCUUGAGAUAAUGAAAAGUGAUGUCUUGCAUGUGAAAGGAAAAAGGUUGAGGUAUAUAUGAUUUGUAACUGUGUUGGGGAUGUAUGAACCCAGAACGAGGUUUUAUUUAGAUGAAUACAAAUCAGAACCAAUGAUCCCCUGUAUCACUUUUAUACUAAGUGUGGUUUGCUUAGUUGAAACCAGUUCGUGCAUCCCUUCCAUUUUUUUUUUUAAUGACGAUUGUUAUUGUUAUUUUUGUUGUUAUUAUUUGGGGUAUCUUGUGUUUUGUUUUUCUUUGCAACUCUCCACACUAAAACUCACAACCAUGUGGAGAGAAGCCAUGAGUUAACCCUUUACGCCGCGGUGAGAUGUAGCAGGAAACGGCCCGGCAGAACUGCUGGGCCACAGCUCGCAAUAAUCACUAUUGAUUUAAAGCUUUAUUUAGCCUCCAUCUGUACCCUCGUAGUCAAUAAGGUCUUGCCACAUUUUAUUAGUGAGGUUGAGAAAUGUAUUAUUUGUUUGUUGUUCUGCCCCUCCCCCCCCAAUAUUAAACUGUGAAAUUUGUGAUUUGUUUAAACUCUGGGUGAAUCAUAGUUUAGUUUGCAUGUCCAGCUAAUUUGUUCCUAUACAUUUUGUUUGAUUCUCUUUCUCCUUCUCUCAGGGCUUUUACAAAAAAAAAAAAAAGUAUAUAUAUAUAUAUCCAUAUAUAUAUAUAUGGAUCUUCUGAAAAGUUUUUUGAGGUGCAAGUUUUUUCUCUUGUUUUUUCUCUUUGAUUUAUGGACACAAUGCUGAGAUUCAAUCACUACAUGAAACUCCUGGCUGUGAAAACAAAAUAUAAAACCCAGGGCUGUUUGCCAAACAGUCCCGGGGGAAGCUACGUGACAGUCAGAUGCCAGUUUCAGAAAGAUGCGUCAUACCUUCAACCCCCCCUCGUUUCUAGCCUCUCUUUCUUCAAGAAGGAAGUUGAUCCCAGUGAUUUCAGCCCAUGCAUUAAACAGGAAACAAUAAUAAAUAUGUAGAAUUCAUAUUUUUCUAAAGGGAACUUAAAAACUGCUGCUACAUGUUAUGUACAAAACCGGUUUAUGCCACAUGAACAGAAUCACGAGUUUGGUUUUGGUACUUUGUGUCCCUCUUUGUAUUCAGUUGUAUAAUACUUCCAAAUUCAAAAUGAGAAGAAAAGCUGUUCUGUAUCAAACCAUCUGAGCAAUAAAUGUUAUAUUUUAAAAAUGGCA